Messenger RNA from Adineta ricciae, 774 nucleotides. Lineage: Eukaryota; Metazoa; Rotifera; Eurotatoria; Adinetida; Adinetidae. The record is from the annotation of a GenBank genome assembly.
AUGCUAAAUGUUAAACUACAAGGAUAUGAAAACAAGAUUGAAGAUCAAGAAUACUUAUAUCAACAAGAGGUGCCCAGUGUCCUGCAACAGAUUGAGAACACCAACUCAUCUCUUCCUACGUUUCAAAGAAACUUGACUAUCUGCCACAUAAAGGCAAAACGGCAAUCGAUUCAAGCAACCAAGUGUCGUCUGAAGAAAUACAAUCAGAUUCUUCGUGUGACAGACAAAGCCGGCAUAUUUCAUUUCGGCGAUACCAAAGAUUGCAAGCGAAAAGCAGGCGCUUAUCGGCAAAAAGCGGGAGCUUAUGUUGAAUUAGAGACUAAUCCACUACGGUCAGUCUUCGACAAAGUUGAACUCGCUUAUUUAUACUUCGUUCCAAAACCACAUAAGGAAGAAACUCCACUGCGCCCGAUUGUGUUAUCAAUGAGUAAGCCAACGACUAGCAUUUCUAAAUUUCUUGAUCGAUUACUUCGACCGUUAUUUGAUAAACAUGUUCGUUCAACUACAAUUAUCGAUGGCGUUGAUCUCAUUCGUCGUCUCGAAACAUAUGCGGCAAACGGCUAUUUGAAACCAACAACACAUCUGUGCACAUUCGAUAUCACAGAUUUAUACACAAUAUUACCACAAGAAGAAUCUCUGAAUAUUCUAACCCAAAUUCUCAUGAAACAUGGGUACCGAAAAGUGAGAGGCGUACCAACUGAUGCCAUUCGGAAAUUAGCUCGUCUUGUCAGCACAGAAAAUGUGUUCAUCUAUGAGAAGAAAUUCUAUCGAUAA